This is a messenger RNA of Musca domestica (house fly), 1789 nucleotides long. Its product is annotated as pre-mRNA-splicing factor 38B. Gene Ontology annotation, cellular component: precatalytic spliceosome. The record is from RefSeq and is a predicted model, not a curated record. Bases 215 to 1375 code for a protein of 386 amino acids. The transcript has 6 exons. NCBI's taxonomy places the organism in Eukaryota, Metazoa, Arthropoda, Insecta, Diptera, Muscidae.
CGUUGCGCUGCUUCAUGCUUCACACAACCAUUUUUUGCGGGACGGUAUGAUAACUUUUUUAGUUUUUGCGUGAUUUCACUAAGAUUUUUGCAUAAAAAUCUAUAAAAAUUGUUGAAUAAUUGUAAUAUAAGUUAAAAGUGGUCAUUCUUGUUUCAUUUCACAUUAACAAUUUGAAGAACUUGACAAUUUGAAACAAGAAAAGACAGAAUCAGACAUGGAAGAAGACUAUGCAUCUUCUUCGGCCGGCAAACAAUCGGCGGCCAAGAAAGUUGGUAAAAUGCACAAUACCCUACCACUAUGGGGUAAUGAAUCUACCAUGAAUUUAAAUCCCCUGAUCUUGGCCAAUAUACAGAGUUCUAGCUACUUUAAAGUGCAUUUGUUCAAAUUGAAAACCUAUCAUGAAGUGGUUGACGAGAUUUAUUAUCAAGUUAAGCAUAUGGAACCGUGGGAGCGUGGCUCCCGCAAAACCAGCGGCCAAACGGGCAUGUGUGGCGGAGUUAGAGGAGUUGGUGCCGGUGGCAUUGUAUCCACUGCCUAUUGUUUGUUAUAUAAAUUGUAUACCUUACGUUUGACUCGAAAACAGGUUAAUGGCUUGAUCACACACACAGAUUCCCCCUAUAUAAGGGCAUUAGGUUUUAUGUACUUGCGUUACACCCAACCCCCGGGUGAUUUAUAUGAUUGGUAUGAAGAUUAUCUCCAGGAUGAAGAAGAAAUUGAUGUAAAAGCCGGUGGCGGCCAGGUCAUUACAAUCGGCCAAAUGGUCUAUCAGUUUUUAACCAAAUUGGAUUGGUUUUCCACGUUGUUUCCUCGCAUACCUGUACCCAUACAAAAACAAAUUGAAAAGAAGCUUGAACAGUAUUGCAGAGAAAAUGGAGUAACUCUAUAUCAGCUUAGUUCAGCGGGUGGUGCAAAUACGGGAACUAAUGCUCGUACCACCACCACCGCCACAAAUGACUAUGAAGAUGGUGAAGAAAAAUAUGAUGGCCGUGGCCGUUCCGCUGCAUACUCCAGUCGGGAGCCUCCACCUCCUCCCACCUAUCAUCGGGGAGAGCAUGAUGAUCGUUUGGAUUAUCCACGUGACUAUGAUCGUCAUCGUGAACCUAAAUCCUCAAAACGUUAUGAGCGUAACUCUUCGCCCGAAAGUGUCUACCGUGGUUCGAGUCGAGAACGUGAACGUUAUAGAGAGAAACACAAGAAGAAGCACAAACACAAGCAUCGUUCACGUUCCAGGUCACGAUCACGCUCCCGUAGUCGUUCUUAUACAAAACAUCAUUCCGAUCGCAAACGAUCUGAACGUGAUCAUCAUUCACAUUCACAUCGUUCAAGGGGCUAUGCCGGUGAUGAUUAUGCCGAAGAUAGUAGACGUUAUAGAUGAAAUGGAAAUAAUAUUUGCCGCCAGUUGACUCAUUAUUUUUUAAGUAUCUUAAUAGUCAAAUAAGAAUAUUUUUCAAAUUUUGUUUUUAUGUUUCUCUUUUACGUUUUUUUUUUUCUCUCCAACAUUUUAUAAAUAUUUCAUGAUUUUCAUUGUUUCUACUACUCCAAACUACCUCAUUUCUCCGAAAACUUUGGCUUUCCGAUUCGUGGAAAGCAAUACUGUUGUGGAAUGCUUUUGGAAUAUAGGGUAGCCUUAGCAAUUCUUUUUUUUUUUAAUAUAAUAGGGCCAGCGAGCAACAACACUAACUAGCACAAGAUAUUUUUAAACACGUUAUUACAACUUUAAGCUACUACUACUAUUGAAAACUUUGUUAUUUAAACUCAGGUGAAUUAAUUGAAAGAUUAUUAAAGAGAA